AUGUCUACAAGGACGAAAAAAUAUGAUAAUGAACGACAACUAUCAUUUGAAGAAGAAAUUUCGACACCAAAACGUCAAUAUGGAUCACUUAAAUCACCAUGCAAUCAAAAUCAGUAUCAACAUUCACAUGAUCAUUGUUAUACACAACGUCAACUUCAAAUGACAAGGAACUAUCACUGUUAUCCCUUAAGCACACGACAGGUGUUAGCAAAUUAUGGAUAUGCAUUAACAAAUUGUCCAAAACUUGGUUAUGGACGUUAUAGCAAAGUAUGCCAGGGUACACAUCUUAGAACUAGCAAAAAGAUUGCAAUCAAAAUAAUUGAUACACGAAAAGUUACCCAAGAAUAUAAGUGCAAAUUUCUACCACGUGAAAUCCAAACAUGGAAACGUUUGAGGCAUCCAAAUUUGGUAGCUCUUUUUGGUGUUUUCGAAGAAGCUGGCAAAAUAUAUUUGCCAAUGGAACUUGCCGAAAAAGGUGAUCUUUUAACAUUUGUGCAACAAAAUGGUGCACAAGCGGAAUCAAUCGCUCAAAGUUGGAUGAAACAACUCAUUUCAGCAGUUUAUUAUAUGCAUAUGCGUUCAAUAGCACAUCGUGAUUUAAAACUAGAAAAUAUUCUUCUUUUUGCUGAUAAUUCUAUUAAAAUUGCUGAUUUUGGUUUCUGUCGAGAGGCACAAAAUGGAGAUUUAUCAAAAACAUUCUGUGGAUCGAAAUCAUACUCAGCUCCAGAAAUCCUUCUUGGUCAAGAAUAUAUACCAUUUAAGGCAGAUGUCUGGUCAUUAGGUGUUGUAGCAUUUGUGUUAGUUACCAAUCGAAUGCCAUAUAAUGAACGUGUUGCCAGUAAUACUAUUAUUGUGGAAGCACAACGAAACAGAACUUAUCAUUAUUCAAAAAAGCUACAGCUUAGUCAAAUGUGCCAAAGUACCAUCGAUACCAUGAUGACAUUUGACUAUCAUACACGACCUGAUAUUCAGCAAGCUAUGAAUCUGCCCUGGUUUCAUCUACCAAUAGCACCAGUGGAACGCAAAGAAAGUGGAGCCAGUUGUACCACAGUAUAA
Messenger RNA from Brugia malayi, 1056 nucleotides. Its product is annotated as serine/threonine protein kinase, putative. Gene Ontology annotation, molecular function: protein serine/threonine kinase activity; tau-protein kinase activity; ATP binding. Gene Ontology annotation, biological process: protein phosphorylation; microtubule cytoskeleton organization; intracellular signal transduction. The transcript is spliced from 8 exons. NCBI's taxonomy places the organism in Eukaryota, Metazoa, Nematoda, Chromadorea, Rhabditida, Onchocercidae. Gene Ontology annotation, cellular component: cytoplasm. The record is from RefSeq and is a predicted model, not a curated record. The coding region runs from base 1 to 1056 and encodes 351 amino acids.